UAAGGUUGGCUUGGAACUACAGCAAAAGAACUGACAUGGGAGGUAGGCUCUACCCGAAGGCCAAAGAAGUCGGCCGCUGUGAACAUGGUAAGAUUUCAUUGGGUGGGACUAUGGGGGUUGGACCACAAACAAGAAAAUGACAAAACAGAGAUGCCUUUUCGGCUUUCCCACAUGAACAACACCUCUCUCACAUGAACAACACCUCUCUGUCCUUGACCCUUCAAAUCCUCUCUCUCUCUCUCUUCAACAGUCCCAACAAGGCAAGAAAUUCCCUUAUAAAUUAUAAUACCUCUCUUUUUCCAAUCAAAAUCAAACAGCAAAUCUCUCUGUGUCCUAACUUUUAUGUACUUUUUGCUCUGAGUAUAUAUAUAUAUCCACAUAUAUACUGGUUUUUCAUAACCCAAAAAUACAAAGUGAAUAGUGUGUAUACAGUGACCAAUGCCAAAACUAGUUCUGAAAGCUGGAAGCAGGCCACCAUGGGUGGGUUUGGCAGCUGCUGUAUGGGUCCAAAUAGCUGCUGGAAAUUCCUACAACUUCCCACUCUACUCUUCUGAAAUCAAAUCAGUUCUGGGUUACAAUCAGCAGCAGAUUACAAUACUUGGAGUGGCCAAUGAUAUUGGAGAGAGUGUGGGUAUUCUUCCUGGUAUUGCCUGCAACAAGUUCCCACCUUGGUUUCUGCUUUUGGUUGGUACUGUGCUUUGUUUCUUUGGAUAUGGUGUUCUAUGGCUUUCUGUCAGUCAGACUGUUGAAAACUUGCCUUACUGGCUGUUAUGGAUUGCACUAUGUAUCGCCACCAAUAGCAAUGCAUGGUUUGGUACAGCUGUGCUUGUAACCAACAUGAGAAACUUCCCUCUAAGUAGGGGCACUGUGGCUGGUAUUCUCAAAGGUUAUAUUGGACUCAGCGCUGCAGUAUAUACAGUGAUAUAUGAUAUGGUACUUAACAGCUCUUCUUCAAAACUGUUGUUGUUCCUUGCGAUUGGGCUUCCUGUUUUAUGUUUAGCCUUGAUGUACUUUAUUCGGGCUUGUACUCCAGCAUCCGGAGAAGACUCUUCAGAGCAUGUCCAUUUUCUUUUCACUCAAGGUGCUAGUGUUUUGCUUGCUAUCUAUCUUCUCUCAACUACAGUGAUAGGUGACACAGUUUCUCUAAGUGGCACUAUUUCCUACAUUUUAGUUGCCAUAAUGGUCAUCCUUUUAAUGGCCCCCCUUGCAAUUCCUGUGAAAAUGACACUUUUCCCUGCAAAGAAACUUUCCUCUGCAGUUAAUUCUUCAGACAAUUUGGUUGAGGGAGAAGGUGGUUCAACCCAGACAAAUCCUUUGUUGACACCUUCUUCAUCAGCUGCAUAUCUUGGAAGUUUCUAUGAGAAUGAGGAAGCUUCAGAUGUGGAAACACUUCUUGCUGUUGGGGAGGGGGCAAUCAAGAAGAAAAGCAGACCUCGUAGGGGGGAGGAUUUCAAGCUUCGUGAAGCUCUUGUCAAGGCUGAUUUCUGGCUUCUUUGGUUUUCAUAUUUCCUUGCAGUUGGUACAGGAGUAACAGUUCUCAAUAAUUUGGCUCAGAUUGGGAUUGCAUUAGGUGAUGAUGAUACCACGUUAUUGCUGUCUCUCUUCAGCUUUUGCAAUUUUGUGGGUCGUCUUGGCUCAGGUGUCAUUUCUGAACACUUUGUCAGGUCAAGAACACUUCCUCGCACAUUUUGGAUGAUAUGUGCACAUAUUUUCAUGAUCGUAUCAUACCUUCUAUAUGCGUUAGGCCUCAGUGGUACUCUCUAUGCUGCAACUGCUUUGCUGGGAAUCUGCUAUGGUGUUCAGUAUUCUAUAAUGGUCCCGACUGCUUCCGAGAUUUUUGGGUUAAGACAUUUUGGUAUAAUUUACAACUCCAUGGCAUUAGGCAAUCCAAUUGGUGCAGUCCUUUUCUCAGCUCUGCUUGCUGGUUAUAUAUAUGACGCUGAAGCUGCUAAGCAAGGAUCGUCUACCUGUUUAGGUCCCAAUUGCUUCAGGCUGACAUUCCUGAUUCUAGCUGGCCUUAGUGGGCUGGGCACCAUUGUGAGCGUAAUUCUGACAAUUAGAGUACGACCAGUUUACCAAAUGCUUUAUGCUGGGGGUUCUUUCCGACAUCCUCAAAGUUCAAACCACUGAUGGUUGGAGUUAAUAAUACCCGAUAGGAUCGGGACAUGCCGGUUUUGUAGAGGUAUGCUCCAAUAAAGUUAUCUCAGCUACAUAGUGAAUAUCUGUGGCAUGCCUUUACUAUGUAGUAUCGUUAUAGCAAUCUGCUAAGCCUCGGUUG
Quercus lobata is the source of this 2278-nucleotide messenger RNA. Its product is annotated as protein NUCLEAR FUSION DEFECTIVE 4-like. The record is from RefSeq and is a predicted model, not a curated record. Lineage: Eukaryota; Viridiplantae; Streptophyta; Magnoliopsida; Fagales; Fagaceae. Bases 439 to 2130 code for a protein of 563 amino acids. The transcript is spliced from 3 exons. Gene Ontology annotation, cellular component: membrane.